UCUACCUACCUUAACUGACAUACUUUGGAACCUUUGACAGUUAGCAUGGUAGCAAGAAGUUGCUAACUAGCAGUAAGUCCUUAGAUAACAUGUCCGUAAACUAGUCAGCACAAAGUUAAAAGUACGGAGGGUUUUUGCAGCUGUAGUUUGCGAACCCCUCACGGUCCGACGAUGUUUUCAUCAGUCUGGAAUUUUGUUAAACGCCACAAAAGGAAAUUUAUUUUCACUGGAGCUGUAGUUGGAGGAGUGUACUUUCUGGGUAAAUAUGCCCAGAAGAAGAUCAGAGAUAUCCAGGAGAAGGAGGCCACCGAGUACAUCGCCCAGGCCAGACGACAGUUCCACUUUGAAAGCAACCAGAGAACCUGCAACAUGACCGUGCUGUCCAUGCUCCCUCCACUGAAAGAAGCCAUCAUCAGUCAACUAAAUUCAGAAAGCCUCACUGCACUACUCAAGGCUAAACCGGCCAACAAGCUGGAAAUCUGGGAAGAUUUAAAGAUCAUCAGUUUCACCCGCACCAUCGUGGCGGUGUACAGCACCUGCAUGCUGGUGGUUCUCCUCCGAGUCCAGUUGAACAUCAUAGGAGGAUACCUGUACCUGGACAACUCUGUAGGCAAGAACAACGUGACGCCUCUGGCUCCCCCAGACGUCCAGCAGCAGUACCUGUCCAGUAUCCAGCAUCUACUGGGAGACGGUUUGACAGAGUUGAUGACCGUAGUGAAGAAAGCGGUACAGAACUCACUGGGAGGCGUGUCUCUGAAGCAGAGCCUGUCUCUGCUGGAGUUGGAGCAGCAGCUGAGCUGGAUCAGGGCGGAGGUGGAGGCCGGCUCCGAGCGGCCGAUGUCCUGGUACAUGCUGGCUGACGAUGAGAACGCGCUCUCCGACCAGGCAUGCGGGCUGACGGAAAACGAUGUGGGGACCAUCCGACUGUUAAACGAGACUAGAGACAUGUUGGACAGUCCAGACUUCUCCACGGUCCUAAACGCAAGUUUCAACCGGGGUUUCUCUCGUCUCCUCGACAACCUGGCUGAGUUCUUCCGCACGCCUCCCUGUGACUCCGCCCCCAGCUCUGCACCUGAUAGCUUGUCUGCAGUCAGUCUGCCGCUGGCGAAGAUCAUCCCCAUCGUCAACGGUCAGAUCAACACCAUCUGCAGUGAGACUCCCAGCCACUUUGUUCAGGAGCUGCUGAUGAACGACCAGGUGAAGGAGUUUGCGGCCAACGUCUACGAGACCUUCAGCACGCCACAGGAGCUGCAGAAAUAAUCAGCCAAACAGGAGGAGAAGGAGGAAGAAAAUAAGGAUGUGCACAGCAAUGAUAUAUCAGCCCUGGACUGUUCAUCCCUCCUUCCUUUCUGUGGAACACGUUUCUCCUCCAAAUCCUGCUGACGUUGACUCUGUGACGGCGGGGAUUCACGGCAGAAGUGUCCACGUCACAGCAGCGUCUGUGUUCCCUCGCGUGACCACGGCCCUUCUGGAUCAUUGAGCUGACGGAGGGACAAGACACUCGCACCGGGUUUGGAGUCACAGCGGAGCCUGUGCCUAACGCUGCAACACUGCAUCCUGGGAAUUGGAGUCUUAUUUAACCUGAUCAUAUGGUUUUAUUUACCCUUAAGAGGUGGGAAACGGACAGGAACAAGCACACAGAGGCUGUCAAAGUGUGGCGAAGGACCACUCACGAUGUUGGUAUUACUGAUUUUAGGAUUAUUUUCCCCCUUCUCUAUCAGCAGUGGUGAGUGUUUUGAGUCUGUUUACAUUCUAGCUGUUCCUCUGCACCCAGGGUUUCCUUUUCUCUUCUUUUUUCUUCUCACAAAUUAAUCCAGGUGGUAGAGGGAUGUGAUGGACCGAUGUGGGCUGAUGCGUAUGUUUACAUGCACACCAAUAUUAUACUAUUAUUCCCAAUUUGAGACCGGUCAUGUGAACAGCAUGUUCCGGUUGGAUAUUCUGAAUAAGGCCUUUUUCCAAAUUUAGAACUUUCCGAUUAAGACGUGGGAUAUUCUUGUAUUAUUCUGGUUUUAGAAGGACUCCUUGGACAUGUUUACAGCGUCUCAAUCUUAAGUUUAUGGCCUCUUGCCUGUUCACGGCUCAUGGUCAGCUCAUGUGCGUUGCUAUGGUUUCUGUACACAAACCAACCAACCAACACUUGGCAAGGCUGCACACCCGAUAAGAAGGAGAACACAGCUUUGGGUAUGCGCAUACAUCGCUACGGCGACCAUUUUCAGAAGCUGGUUGAAGGAAUGAAAGAGGGACGCUGUGUUCACACGGCCUAACAAGUCCUCCACCGCGGCUACACGUUAACGGGAAUAGUAGUAGACUAUUCACUUUAACUAGCCAUGGAAACAGCUAAGUCCAAAUGACGUCUUUUUUUGGAAUAAGGGCAAAAAACAGAAUAUUAUGUGCAUGUUAACAUAGUCGGUGAUUUUUAUUUUGUGUGCUAAUUAGUGGGGUUUUUAAAAUUUGAAAGAAAAUAUAAUUAGAUUUUUGCAUUUCCUUCUCUUAAAGACGCAGUUUAAAAUGUCAUAUAGUGUUAAUAAUUAUUCUAAAAUAAAUUUGUAAUCAAGCCGGCAACUUAUCAGAGGUGGUCAACAUCUAAGUUUAAAAAACAAAACACAAUUAUUAAACAAACUCAUCAGUCCAACUGAAGUUAUGUGUAGUUGCUGUUUUUCCAUCCAAAAGACAACCACACAGCAGUUCAUCUCUUUUUGUGCAGUCAGAAACAUAAGACAAGCAGACUUGAAAAUGUUCUGUUUUCAGUUUUCACGUCAGUGUUUACGAGCACGUAGAGUUUAAAUCCUGUUUGUCCCAUGCAGUACCCUUUUUCACCCAGAAGGUGUCACUGUUAGUCAGCUGGAGUGAGAAUCCCUCUGCUUUGCCCUCUUCCUGUCUUAAUAUGAAGGGCUUCAGUCC
This is a messenger RNA of Etheostoma spectabile (orangethroat darter), 2901 nucleotides long. It is a transcript of the gene pex3, whose product is annotated as peroxisomal biogenesis factor 3. Gene Ontology annotation, biological process: protein import into peroxisome membrane. The transcript has 12 exons. NCBI's taxonomy places the organism in Eukaryota, Metazoa, Chordata, Actinopteri, Perciformes, Percidae. Gene Ontology annotation, molecular function: protein-macromolecule adaptor activity. Gene Ontology annotation, cellular component: peroxisomal membrane. The coding region runs from base 172 to 1260 and encodes 362 amino acids. The record is from RefSeq and is a predicted model, not a curated record.